Messenger RNA from Parasteatoda tepidariorum (common house spider), 2257 nucleotides. It is a transcript of the gene Coq8, whose product is annotated as ubiquinone biosynthesis protein COQ8, mitochondrial. Gene Ontology annotation, biological process: ubiquinone biosynthetic process. The record is from RefSeq and is a predicted model, not a curated record. Lineage: Eukaryota; Metazoa; Arthropoda; Arachnida; Araneae; Theridiidae.
UACAAAACCAAAGCAGUCUGCUAUUUGUUGUGGUUUCAUCGUGUGCGCGGUACGGAUUGUUUUGUGUUUUUUUACGAAGCAUCGCUACGAAGCAUUAUGUAAUCAGUGCUUUUUGUUAUUUAAAUUACAGAAGGUUAAAACUUAUUUACAUUGCUGAAGAUUUAAUUAGCAAUGAAGCCAUCGGAUUUUACCAUUAUACGGAAUGGCUUAGAAAUGAUUGGAAAGGCAUUUGUUAAACGAAAUCAAGCAGAAAUAAAAUAUGCUUGGAGAAAUUCAUCUCUUAGCAAUCUUUCUAACUCAGUGAUUAAUUUUACAGAAGAGAAACUAAGCUCAGCUGCUGCUCUAUCUUCAAAUCCGAAAGCUGUAGUGAAUACUGUUAAAGAAACACUUGAGCGAGGUUCUAUGAUCACUGAAGGUAUAAAGCAAUAUGCUACAUAUUCCUUGAAACAAAAUAAGAAAACUCAUGAAAGCAAUACUCACAAUGAAUUUGAGAUUGAUCAUCCCAUCCUAAAGGAAAAUGUAUCAGAGAUUGAGAAUCAAAACAUCAAUAAUUUUGAAUCUGUUUCUCCCUAUGUCCAAGCAAGUAAUUUAGGAAAAGAAAAUGUACAAAAUUUCAACAAAACACCUGCUCCUACUAUUGUACCACAAGCUGAAAAUUUAAAAAUGUCAUCCACUCAUUUGCAUGAAACUACUAAUCCUAUGUCAACUUCUGUUUCAAAAUCAUUUUCUGAUUCAUCUUCUGCCAAAGUUUCUGAAGAAUUUGUGCUACAAAAUUUAGUCCAACGAAAACCAAAACUGCCCAAGUCCCGUAAACCUCCAGAGUUAAAUGAACGGGCUCGAGAAAAAGAAGUUCCUGCUUCCCAAGUUAGACGUGCUAUGGUCUUUGGAGGUUUAUUUGGUAGAAUGGCCUUAGGUGCUGCAGUAGAAAAAACGAAAAAGACAUUUGGAUUAACAAAAGAACAAGAUGCUGGUCCAAGUUCUCUUCUUUCGAAAAAUUCUUUUCUUACUGAAGCUAAUGCUAAUUUAAUUGUUGAUGCUUUAUGUAAAGCUAGAGGAGCAGCAUUAAAACUUGGUCAGAUGCUCAGCAUUCAAGAUAACUCUAUGAUAAACCCUCAAUUAGCAGCUGUAUUUGAAAGAGUUCGACAAUCAGCCGAUUAUAUGCCUUCAUGGCAAAUGGAAAGAGUAUUAUAUAGAGAGUUUGGUGCAGAUUGGAGAGAUAAGUUUGCAGAAUUUCAAUCAAAACCUUUUGCUGCUGCAUCUAUUGGACAAGUUCAUGGUGCAAAACUUUUAGAUGGUUCUGAUGUUGCUUUAAAAAUACAAUAUCCAGGUGUUGCAGAAGGUAUUGAAAGUGACAUUAGGAGCUUAAUGGGCAUUGUUAAAUUAACAAAUAUGCUUCCCAAAGGUGUGUACUUAGAUAAUGUAAUGGCUGUUGCCAAAAGGGAACUUAGAAAAGAAGUAGAUUAUUUAAAUGAAGCCAAAGCUGGAACGAAAUUCAAGGAACUUCUGAAGGAUUACCCUGAAUAUUAUGUUCCUCAUGUUUAUGAUAAUUUCUGCACAAGUAACGUUCUCACAACAGAGUUAGUGUAUGGUAAUCCUAUUGAUCAAAUACAAAAUAAUGACCAAGAUUUGAGAAAUAAAGUUUGUGAAAGGCUUUUGAGGCUAUGUCUUAAGGAAAUAUUCAUCUUUGAAUUCAUGCAGACAGAUCCUAACUGGUCCAAUUUUUUGUAUAAUGAUGACACAGAUCAGAUAAUUCUAUUAGAUUUUGGAGCUAGCAAUAGUUAUUCAUCUCAAUUUGUGGACACUUACAUGAAAGUCAUCAAAGCUGCUGCUGAUCAAGACAGGGGUAGAGUAUUGCAAUUUUCUCAAGAAUUAGGAUUUCUAACUGGAUAUGAAACAAAGGUAAUGGAAGAGGCUCACGUUGAUGCUGUCAUGAUACUGGGAGAAGCGUUUGCUUGUCACAAAGAAUUUGAUUUUAAACAACAAAAUAUGACCGAAAGAAUACAUCAUUUAGUACCAAUCAUGUUGGAACAUAGACUCACUCCCCCACCUGACGAGUCUUAUUCUCUCCAUCGAAAAAUGUCGGGAAUCUUUCUACUAUGCACCAAACUUGGUGCAAAAAUAAAUUGUGGACUGUUAUUUGAUGAUGUGUACAAAGAGUAUCUCUCUAAAAAAUAAGCCAGCCAAAUUCACUUAUUGUAAAUAGUUUGUAGAAAGCAGUUUAGUUUCAUGUGAAUAAAAUGUUUAGUUUUAAAAAUUA